GAGAUCAAUCCCCAACAAUUAACUUCCCAAUCUGUUUUAUCUUUUUCAAUAUUUUGUUGAAGAAAAUGUCUUCUUCUCGCUAUCUGCUAGCAGCUAUAUUCUGUGCGUUUGUGCUUCAAGGAUCAGUGACUCAGGCUCAGCUGAGUUCAAACUUUUACGACGAAACAUGCCCCAAUGCAUCGAGCAUUAUUCAAGGAGUUCUUGUGCAAGCUUUUCAGUCUGAUCCCCGAAUUGGUGCCAGCCUCAUUAGGCUUCAUUUCCAUGACUGUUUUGUUCAGGGUUGUGAUGCAUCGAUUUUGCUGGAUUCUACCGAUACAAUAGUCAGCGAGAAAGGAGCUUUGGGAAACAAUAACUCAGCCAGAGGCUUUAAUGUUGUUGAUCAAAUGAAGGCCGCAUUGGAGACCGCCUGUCCCGGAAUUGUUUCCUGUGCUGAUAUUCUCACCAUUGCUGCUGAGCAAUCUGUUGCCUUGUCAGGAGGUCCUUCAUGGACAAAUCUAUUGGGAAGAAGAGACAGUACAACAGCUAACAUAACUCUUGCUAAUGAAAAUCUUCCAGCACCAACAUUAACCCUAGAACAACUCAAACAGAAGUUCAUUAACGUUGGCCUCAACGGUGACACAGAUUUGGUUUCCCUAUCGGGUGGUCACACAUUUGGAAGGUCACAGUGUCAAUUUUUCAUUCAACGAUUAUACAAUUUCAACGGGACAAACCAACCUGAUCCAACCCUAGACACAACCUUCCUACAAGCGCUCCAAGCUCUAUGCCCACAAGGAGGAAACGGCAGCGUUUUGACGAAUCUUGAUGUCUCAACACCUGAUACUUUUGACAACAAUUACUUCACCAAUCUUCAAGAGAACAAAGGCCUUCUUCAGACCGAUCAAGAGUUGUUCUCAACAGCCGGUGCCGAUACCGUCGACAUUGUUAACCUUUACGGCUCUAACCAAACGGCUUUCUUUGAAAGAUUUGUGGUGUCAAUGAUCAGGAUGGGAAAUCUAAGUGUUUUGACAGGGAGUGAAGGAGAAAUCAGAUUGAAUUGCAGCAGGGUUAAUGGGAUUUCAAGUUUGUCUAGUGGUGAUGACUUGGUCAGCUCCUUCUAAAUAAUUAAUGGAGGAAGAAAUUAUGAAUAAAUAAAGUUUUCUUUCUUUGAUCGCAGAGAGUUUGUGUUUGACAAAAGUUGUGAGAUUUCGAUAAUGAAAUAAAUUGGCUAAUUAAGUGUGGUUUA
Molecule: messenger RNA, 1222 nt
Organism: Pistacia vera
Lineage: Eukaryota; Viridiplantae; Streptophyta; Magnoliopsida; Sapindales; Anacardiaceae
Product: peroxidase A2-like
Exons: 4
Coding region: 66-1097 (343 amino acids)
Biological process (GO): response to oxidative stress; hydrogen peroxide catabolic process
Molecular function (GO): peroxidase activity; heme binding
Source: RefSeq, a predicted model, not a curated record